AUGACCUGCGGAGGCCUUAUUGAUGGAGUGCGAGCCUGGUUUUGGAAUGUUGUUGGCUGCACAGAAGCUCAAUUUAGCUUGCCCGUUGCUGAGCCCGAUCUUCACAUGACUUUUCUUUACUGCCGGUGGAUUUUAGCCGCCAACACGCCUGUUACAAAGAAAAAGAUUUCUGAACUAGAAGCGGAAGCCGCAAUUCGAGGAAUUAUACCUUCCAGGAGAGGAAAGAGUCCUGCUACAUCUUCCCGCAAAGGAAAGCAACUAGCUGAUUCUGAAGAAAGUGAUGAAUUUAAAAUAUAUAGUGAGGAGGAUAAGACUGGAGAUGAAGCAGAAGCUAACAUUCCUCUUUCUCUUGUAGCCCACAGGACUCGUUGGGCAUCUUCACCCCAAUCACCAGGUGCUCCUUCAAAAGUAGAUGAGCAAGAAGAAGGAGAAUUUCUGGCCGAACCCUCUUCCCCUGGCUUAAUGAAUGUUGAUGAACCAAGCUUCAUUCAACAAGUACACAAAGCGAUGGGUGAAGAGCCACUCUGUAUGGACACCACCGCUCCUCCAGUUACUACAUCGACCUCGUCAAUCGCUGACAUAGUUAAACUAAAGGAGGUAGGUGCGAGUAGUAGUGCUGCUGAUCCCACCACUAUCGUUGAAGAUAUUCCCGUUAAUGAACCAAGAGGUCAGGAAACUACUCAUGAUGUGGAGGUCGGAGACUUCAAUGAACAUGAUUUUAACCUCGAUAUUUCUGAAGAUGACCAUCAGCGCAUUUCUGAUCUGCUGUCAGCUCAAGAUCCGGUUGCCACCGCAGGACCAACUACUAGAGUUGGUUCCACUGAAGUAGGCACAUCAGAUGGACCAAUAAAUGAAGUUGAUGCGUCUACUAUCAUUGGUGCUUGCGAUCAACCUGAAGGCAUGGGUUUCCUGCUUUUGACAGGUCCCUCAGCUGGAGUUGAACCGUCAGCUAUUGUUCCUCCGACUUCGGACGUUCUCGAAACUGAGCCUGUUGCGACUUCUGAUCCGACCCCAGUUGUUCAUGAAGUUGGAGGGUCGAAGGCUACCGUGGAAGAGCAACUUACUGCAACUUCUGUUCAACUUGGAUUCGUCGAUCUAGAUCCGAAGCCGUUGGAGGCUUCAAGUGAACAACCGUCUGAUGUAGUGAGUCAACCGACGAGCGUUAUUCCUGAACAAAUCUCGGUUAUUAUAGAGCCCGCUACAGCCUCGACAAGCCAAGCUCUUUCUUCAUCAUUGUCCGAUCAUAUCCGAGCUUUAUUAGCUGAUGAAGAUCCGGACAAAGCUGUCAUUUGCGCUAACGUACAAAGUUUCGUCACUUUCUUAAACACCAUGGUUGAUCAAAUUCUCCUUAAAGGUUCACCCUUCGAACAUUUUAGGAAAUCUCUCGAUCGCCAUGUAUCAGGAAUUAGAGAAUACGGAUGCGCUGAAUUAUCCGACUCAAUCGAAGCUUAUUUAGCUGCCUUUAAACAAAACAUUGAACAUUUGCAGAAUCUGCGUGUUAAUGGCUCGCCUUCUUAUAUUGCUCCUCGAAUGGACUUGAGAUUGCAGGCAUGGCGUGAUUCUCAGAAAUCCGCUGAAUCUGAACUUUAG
This is a messenger RNA of Asparagus officinalis (garden asparagus), 1590 nucleotides long. RefSeq names its product cell wall protein DAN4-like. The record is from RefSeq and is a predicted model, not a curated record. The transcript has 7 exons. NCBI's taxonomy places the organism in Eukaryota, Viridiplantae, Streptophyta, Magnoliopsida, Asparagales, Asparagaceae. Bases 1 to 1590 code for a protein of 529 amino acids.